AUGGGCACAUUCAAAGCACCCGAUGGUGAAUAUUUUCUCGAGCCUCUGUUGAAGGCAGACGGUAGUGAACACGAAGACGGUCAUAACAAACCGCAUCUCAUCUACAGGUACGAAGAGAUCAAAAAUGAUCAUUCUCAGGCUCUGCCCAGACCUUGCGACGUGUCAGAAAAUGAAACAAAGGGAAGUAGUCUACCAUUUCAAAACUACAACAGCAUAAAGGAAGAUAUUAAUGCACAAAAGGAAAUGGUUCUACAAUAUCUCUUAAAAAAUGGAUCUCUAACAGACGAAAGGAGUAAAACACAUAACCGGAAAAAGCGUUUUCUCUCGUAUCCAAGAUACGUGGAAGUUAUGGUUACGGCAGAUGCUAAAAUGGUUCGCUAUCAUGGACGGAAUUUGCAGCACUACAUAUUAACCCUAAUGUCAAUUGUUGCAGCAAUUUACAAAGACCCAAGCAUUGGAAACCUCAUCAAUAUCGUGAUUGUAAAAUUAGUUGUAAUUUACAAUGAGCAGGAGGGACCAGUCAUCAGUUUUAAUGCAGCUGCCACUUUACGCAACUUUUGUUUAUGGCAACAAACGCAAAAUACAUUGGAUGAUUCCCAUCCUCCCCAUUAUGACACUGCCGUUCUUAUUACUCGGGAAGACAUCUGCAGAGCUAGAGAGAAGUGCGAUACACUAGGAUUAGCAGAGUUAGGUACUAUGUGUGACCCACUGCGCAGCUGUUCUAUAAGUGAAGAAAAUGGACUAAGUGCGGCUUUCACUAUAGCACAUGAACUUGGCCACGUAUUUAACAUUCCUCACGAUGAUAGCUUUAAAUGUAAGGAAGCAGGAAUUAAGCAUCAGUAUCACGUAAUGGCGCCGACCUUAAAUUAUCACACGAGCCCUUGGACCUGGUCAAAAUGCAGUCAAAAAUACAUCACUGAAUUUUUAGAUACUGGUUAUGGGGACUGUCUCCUUGAUAAACCGAACGGAAGAACAUAUGAUCUGUCAUCACAACUACCCGGAUCAGUGUAUGAUGUCAACAAACAGUGCGAAUUAAUGUUUGGAGCUGGUUCACAAGUAUGUCCAUAUAUGAAGCAAUGCAAACGUCUUUGGUGCACAAGUGCUGAAGGAGUUCACAAGGGCUGUCGUACGCAGCAUAUGCCGUUGGCUGAUGGGACAGAUUGUGGUUAUGGAAUGCACUGUCGCCAUGGACUCUGUGUAAACAAAGAUAUGGAAACCCGUCUCGUCGAUGGUCAGUGGGGCCCUUGGGGACCUUAUAGUUCGUGUUCAAGAACCUGUGGAGGUGGAAUCAAAAGCACGGCAAGACUCUGUAACCGGCCUGAGCCAAGAAACGGAGGAAAGUUCUGUGUGGGCCGCAGGAUGAAAUUUCGAUCAUGUAACACUGAUUCAUGUCCAAAAGGCACACCAGAUUUUCGCGAGGAGCAGUGCUCCAGUUUUGACGGUAAACAUUUCAACAUCAACGGUCUUUCACCUAAUGUGCGAUGGCUUCCAAAAUACAGUGGCAUUGCCGUGAAAGAUCGCUGUAAGCUCUUUUGCCGUGUUGCUGGGACUACAUACUACUACCAGUUGAGGGACAGGGUUACUGAUGGUACACCUUGUGGAACCGAAACCUAUGAUCUGUGCGUUCAAGGCUUGUGCAGGCCAGCUGGCUGUGAUCAUGUGCUGAAUUCCAAGGCAAAGCGAGAUAAGUGUGGAGUUUGUGGAGGUGAUAAUUCUUCAUGUAAGACAAUGGCAGGCACUUUCAACAGUGCUCAGUAUGGUUAUAAUAUCGUAAUAAAAAUUCCCAGAGGAGCAACAAAUGUUGACAUUCAGCAGCACAGCUAUUCAGGAAAACCAGAAGAUGACAAUUAUCUUGCACUGUCUGACGCACAAGGACAUUUCAUUCUAAAUGGGAAUUACGUUGUAAGCAUGUCUAGAAAAGAAAUCAACGUUCAGGGAGCCAUUUUUGAAUACAGUGGAUCAAACAACUCCAUAGAAAGAAUCAAUUGCACUGAUCGACUUGAAGAAGAACUUGUUUUACAGGUGUUAUGUGUGGGAAAUUUAUACAAUCCUGAUGUGCGUUACUCCUUCAGCAUCCCAGUGGAAGAAAGAAAUGACUUGUUUAUCUGGGACUCCUAUGGUCCAUGGCAAGAUUGCAGCAAAAUGUGCCAAGGUCUUCGAAGAAGAAAGAUUUCCUGCAUCCGUAAAACUGAUCGCUUGGUAGUUUCUGAUCAACAAUGUGAGCAUAUGCCUCCUUCGUCGGUAGUGACUGAAAGGUGCAAUACAGACUGUGAACUCAGGUGGCAUGUCCUUGGAAAAAGUGACUGUACAUCACAGUGUGGCCCGGGGCAUCGGUCAGUAGAUGUCCACUGCUUGAAGUAUUCUGUUAAUAAAGGACCCAGCGUCCCAGUAGAAGAUAAAUACUGUGGCGAUCAACAUAAGCCUCCACUGAGAGAACUCUGCCAUGGUGACUGUCUCUUCAAAAGCUGGCGUUUCACAGAAUGGUCACAGUGUUCGAGGAGCUGCGGCCGAGGCCAGAGAGGCCGGGAAGCCUACUGUGUGGACAGCCUUGGCCGCCGUCUUGCUGACCAGGAAUGCCAAGAGCUGCCCAGAGUGGUGACGGAAAGCUGCAACCAAUUCUCCUGUCCCCAUUGGGCCACUAAUGAGUGGAGUGAGUGUACUGCAACCUGUGGACGAGGUUAUCAGGUGCGGGCUGUUAAAUGUGUCCUAGCUGCAUACGGGUCUGUGGUUGAUGAGAGAGAAUGCAGUGCAACUUCUCGCCCAUCAGUUCUUCAGGACUGUGAAGCAAGCCCAUGCUCACAUCUCCCGGAACCUCAGGUUACUUCAUUGCCUCCAACUCGCAUAGGAGAGAUGACACAGUGGAGAUACGGCUCUUGGACGCCUUGCUCGGUGUCCUGUGGCCGGGGAACCCGGGCUCGCUACGUAAGUUGUUGGGAUCCGCACUCGGGAGCGGCUGAAGAGUCCUUCUGCGCCCAUUCCCCGAGGCCGGUUGAAAUUUCCAGCUGCUUCAGUCCUUGCGGAGAAUGGCAAGCCGGAGGCUGGUCACCCUGCUCCGUGUCCUGCGGUGCCGGAGUGAGGACGAGACAAGUCGUCUGUGUCAACUACCAUCAACACAUCGAUGAGAAUUACUGUAAUCCCGAAAGCCGUCCCAGGAAGGAAGAAGAGUGUGACCUGGCAUCUUGUCCUGUCGUGCACAACCACUUUCCUAAUUCUGAAGAUGAGCCGAGCCGUUCUCCAGGCAGCAGUUUCCCACAAACUCAGAAGCCAGAAGACGACCGCAAUCACCGCAGUCGGUCAUCGGAAGCGGGAAACCAAUGGAGAACAGGACCGUGGGGAUCUUGCUCCAGUACUUGUGCUAGUGGAUUUCAGCGAAGGGUUGUGGUGUGCCAGGAUGAGAAUGGAAGAAGUGCCAAUUAUUGUGUGGAAACUGCCAAACCACCGGAAUCUAGGGACUGUGAUACUGGGCUGUGUCCUAGAUGGAACUAUGGAAGCUGGGGAGAAUGUUCACAGACCUGCGGAGGAGGAAUAAAAACAAGAUUAGUGAUCUGUCAGCUUCCUAAUGGCCAAAUGUCAAGCGAUCAAAAUUGUGAAAUCCUUGAUAAGCCACCUGCUAUGGAACAAUGUCAAGUGCAUGCUUGUCCCGAUGGGGCUUCGUGGUAUAGAGGACCAUGGAAAUCGUGCUCAGCUUCCUGUGGGAAAGGAAUAAAAUACCGGGAUGUGCACUGUAUGAGUAAGUCCCAAGACAUAUUGGAUGACGAGCAGUGCAGCCUAUCUUGGAAGCCCCGAACCCACAAAGCCUGCAGAUCCGGGAGGUGUCCAGCAUGGAAAGCCAAUAGGUGGAAGGAGUGUUCGGUGUCCUGUGGUGCUGGGAUUCAACAAAGAGAUGUCUACUGCAGAUUGAAAGGUACUGGGCCAGUGACUGAAGAAAUGUGUGACUAUUCAACUCGGCCUCACAGUAUGAGAUACUGCUGGGAGCGUGACUGUAUUGAGUAUCAUUGGUUGGCUGCUGAGUGGCAAGAGUGUUCAGCGUUAUGUAAGAAAAAAGAAACAUAUCGGGACGUGAAGUGCGUCGAUGAACGGCAAAUCCAAGUGAACGAGAGUAAUUGUGAUCCUUCAACGAGGCCUCUAUCUGCUAGAUGGUGCGAGGUCCUUCCCUGCAAAUACAUUGUGGUCACUGGAGACUCUUCCCAGUGUCCAGACAAGUGUGGAUUUGAUUACCGACAAAGAAUAACGUACUGUAUUGGAGUCCAGUCAGUUCAGAGUAACGAGGUGUCUGAGCUUCGGUCAGUAACCUAUAAAGAAUGUCCCGUCCUGCCUUCUCCGCAUAUUCAUAAGUGCAGUUUCAGGGGCUGCCUUCAAGCAGCUACUUGGAAGGUCGGAAAAUGGAGCAAGUGCUCAGACACCUGUGGACUUGGCACACAGGAGAGAAGAGUCGAGUGCGUGACGGAAAAUGGUUGGUCCAGCGACUUGUGCCUUUCACGUUUAAAACCAGAAGCUAGGAAGUUGUGCCAGAGCAGCGACUGUGAAAUACUGACCAAUUGCAAGGAGGUCCAGAUGAAAAAACUGAUUAAGAAUGAUGGCGAAUAUCUAAUGAACAUUGAAGGAAAAAGGAUAAAGGUUUAUUGUUCAGACAUGCAUUUGGAGAACCCCAAGGAAUAUCUGUCAUUGGUCAAAGGUGAAGAAGACAACUUUGCAGAAGUGUAUGGAUAUAGGCUACAAAAUCCAUAUGAAUGUCCCUUCAAUGGAAGCAGAAGACAAGACUGUGCAUGUAGAAAUGACUACCCCGCUGCUGGAUAUACUGCUUUUAGCAAACUAAGAAUUGAUCUCCUCUCCAUGCAAAUUAAAAUUACAGACCUCCGUUUUGCUCAUACCAUAUUUGGAAAAGCGGUUCCAUUCGGCACAGCUGGAGAUUGUUAUAGUGCUGCAAGAUGCCCACAGGGACAGUUCAGUAUCAAUUUGGCAGGCACCGGGUUGAAGAUAUCCAGUUCAGCGAAGUGGAUUGCCCACGGCAAUUAUGCAUCUGUCAAUGUGCAUAGAUCUCUGGAUGGCACAAAGAUAUACGGUAGAUGUGGUGGGUUCUGUGGGAAAUGUAUGCCUCAUUCAAACACAGGCAUCCCCAUCCAAGUCCAGUGA
Tachyglossus aculeatus (Australian echidna) is the source of this 5133-nucleotide messenger RNA. RefSeq names its product ADAM metallopeptidase with thrombospondin type 1 motif 20 (gene ADAMTS20). The record is from RefSeq and is a predicted model, not a curated record. Gene Ontology annotation, cellular component: extracellular matrix. NCBI's taxonomy places the organism in Eukaryota, Metazoa, Chordata, Mammalia, Monotremata, Tachyglossidae. Gene Ontology annotation, biological process: proteolysis; extracellular matrix organization. Bases 1 to 5133 code for a protein of 1710 amino acids. The transcript has 36 exons. Gene Ontology annotation, molecular function: zinc ion binding; metalloendopeptidase activity.